GGGUCGGUCUAGCAGACGACAAUUCGGUUUGAGAUGGCCUCGAAGUUCGUGUCUUGUUCUGUGGUUUGUUUCUGAAGGGGCUCCGCCGUCAAGGAUCUCCGCCCCAACGGAUCCUAGGAAAGGUUCACAACACAAGAGGAACAGCCCUACAGAAACAACGCACAAGACAAGGACGUAAUUCGGCUCGGAUUUGGACUUCUCUCCCCAGCAAGUUUUCAUUUUCCACCCCAACGAAUCAAACUUUUUAAAUGUCUCUCUCCAUCCGGCGUUUUUUGGAAAGUGACACCGGCGUGCCAAAGGAGGGAGUGUGAAUAGUGCGCGUUUUGAAAAAAUAUAAUUUUUUUUUCGAAAAAAAUAUUUUGUGUUCCCUUCGAGUGAAAGAGUGCGAUGCAAGUUGAACGCGGAAUCGAUGUGCCAGUGGACGAGGUGCCGUUGAAGAAGGUUCGUGGGGAUGUCUGCCCCGAAGAAAACUCACCCCAGGCGCCUCAGGUCGUGCCCCCGGCGUCUCACCACCCCCGGCAGGAGAAGACCCAGGCACCAGUGGCAUCUCUCCUCGCCAACAAGUACAUCCUUAUCAAUCCCAUCGAGGGCUGCCCGCUCCACAAAUGUUUGGACGUCGUCAACGACCAGGAAUAUGUUUGCCGGGUGAUAAGCAGGGGUUGCACGCCCCUCAUGUCGGCCCAUUUUCGGCUCGACGGCCACCCGAGGAUCAACCCCCUUCACGAGGUAGUUCUCGGCAACGAAAACAUGUACCUCGUCUUCCCCUCGUCCUACGGCGAUCUCCACACCCACGUCCGCCUGAAGAAGCGACUACGGGAAUCGGAAGCGAAACGUCUCUUCAGGCAGGUGGCGGAGACCGUCAAGGAAUGUCACGAACAGGGUGUCGUACUCAGAGAUCUCAAGUUGCGGAAGUUCGUCUUCUCCAACCCUCAAAGGACUGAAUUAAAGCUGGAAAAUUUGGAGGAUGCUGUCGUCCUGGAAGACGGCGAAGAUGACAUCCUCCAGGACAAAAGGGGUUGCCCCGCCUACGUCAGCCCCGAAAUCCUUAAAAGCCACGCUAGGUACUCCGGUAGAGCGGCGGACAUGUGGUCCCUAGGGGUCAUACUGUACACCAUGUUAGUAGGAAGGUAUCCUUUUAAUGAUGCGGAACACGCUAAUCUUUUUAUGAAAAUCAGCCGAGGCCACUUUCUCGUUCCGGAAUGCCUCUCGUCGAAGUCGAAGUGCCUGAUCCGCAGUCUGCUGAGGAAGGAGCCGUCAGAAAGGCUGACGGCUUCGGACGUGCUCAUCCACCCUUGGCUCACAACGGAAGAGCGGUGCUACCACUCUUCGUCCCAGGACCAAAUCGUACCAGACGUUUAACUGUUCCUUUUUGGUUAAAUUUUAGACUAUUAACAAAUAUUUUGUAUCGUUUUGCCCUUUGAAGAAGUUGUGAAGCGUCCCACCAACCUUGUACAUUCUAAAUUCUAAGGCCGGGGCCUUGUAAAAAUAAUUUUAUCGCCCCGUAAAUUUUCUUUUCUUUCGUCUUUGUGUAUAUAGUUGAAGAAAUAAUGGAUGUUAGUUGUUGUUGAGGGUCUUCGGCGAGGGCCUUUUAUUCCAUGUAUUCCUAUUGAGAGAGUUUCGUUCGGUUGGAUUUGUUAUAAGACUGACUUAAUUAAAGUAAUUGCGCUCGCUACUGCGUAGUGACGCAUUGUGUCAGGCAGUAUAGUGCCAAAAUAUAUUUUAACUAUAUUUAUCAUAAAAUACGUAAUCUAGUUCACUUCUGAAUAGGUGGAACGGAUGUGCGGUGUUCGGCGCGAUUUUUUUAGUAUUAAUGUUCCUUUUUGAUUACUUUGCCCUUAUAGGGCUAGCGACUAAAAAUAAAUUGAGGUGUCCAACACUCUUCCACCCGUUCAAGACUGAACUAGAAUAACUAAAUGGACAAGCAUUCUGGAUAAGUUCUUUUUUGAAAGCUUCGCUCUCAAAACGUAGGAAUAAUUCGCCACAUGACUGAAUUGUAUAUAAAAGGAACUUUACCUUAAUGUACUUUUUGUUUUGUAAAUAUCGAUGUGAAUACAAUUCUGUUGUCUAGUUGUUGUGUUAGAAACUAUAAGAGUAAUUAAAAAAAUGAUUUGUUAAUAGGAAAGUACUUAGACAAUGUCGAAUUCUCUGUCUUAAGUAAAAAGUAAAUAAAUAUCCUUAAUUUUUAGAUACUGUUAUUUAUGAAAAAAAAAAUCUAGACCUUUUAUUACACUUUUACCACUCAAACUGUCUUUUUUAUAUUAAAAAAAGGUUAAAAUGAAAUUGAAAGUUUAACACAGAUUUAAAAGUUGUCAUGGAUGCAUAUCAGGAAAAACAAAAGUUAGGAAUAAUAAAUAUGUAAUAGCUAUAAAA
Molecule: messenger RNA, 2370 nt
Organism: Cimex lectularius (bed bug)
Lineage: Eukaryota; Metazoa; Arthropoda; Insecta; Hemiptera; Cimicidae
Product: tribbles homolog 2
Exons: 5
Coding region: 388-1359 (323 amino acids)
Biological process (GO): regulation of MAP kinase activity; positive regulation of proteasomal ubiquitin-dependent protein catabolic process; protein phosphorylation
Cellular component (GO): nucleus
Molecular function (GO): mitogen-activated protein kinase kinase binding; ATP binding; protein kinase activity
Source: RefSeq, a predicted model, not a curated record